This is a messenger RNA of Zingiber officinale, 1997 nucleotides long. RefSeq names its product chaperone protein DnaJ-like. Gene Ontology annotation, cellular component: cytoplasm. Gene Ontology annotation, molecular function: heat shock protein binding; ATP binding. Gene Ontology annotation, biological process: response to heat; protein refolding. The coding region runs from base 68 to 1570 and encodes 500 amino acids. NCBI's taxonomy places the organism in Eukaryota, Viridiplantae, Streptophyta, Magnoliopsida, Zingiberales, Zingiberaceae. The transcript has 11 exons. The record is from RefSeq and is a predicted model, not a curated record.
UUCGGUAGCUUUCCAAUUGACGCCUCGUAGUCCAGUAGCAAAAUCCACAGCUCCAGCUCCAGCUCCAAUGGCACUCUUCCUCUCCUCCGCCUCCAUCCUCGUCGCACCCGCCAAACCCUCUUCCUCUCCCCCUUCCUCGUUCGGUGCCUGCCCCACCGCUCGCUUCCACUCCUCUGCCUUCCUUGCCGACAACCGUUCUCUCUCCCUCCGCCCCUUCCGCCGCAAGAAACCUCGUUGGCGGCGCGGUGCUGAUGAGUUCUCUAGCUUCAUCAGUGCGUCCACCGAUUUCUACUCCACCCUCGGAGUGCCCAAGUCCGCCAGCAUCAAGGAGAUCAAGGCCGCCUACCGAAGAUUGGCUCGCCAGUACCACCCUGAUGUUAAUAAACAACCUGGAGCAACAGAAAAAUUCAAAGAGAUAAGUACUGCAUACGAGGUGCUGUCAGAUGAUAAAAAGAGGGCUUUAUAUGACCAAUAUGGUGAAGCUGGAGUGAAGAGCGGGGUAGGUGGUUCAGCUGGAGCGUACACGACCAAUCCUUUUGACCUAUUUGAGACCUUUUUUGGUGCAAGCAUGGGUGGUUUCUCUGGCAUGGAUCAAACUGCAUUUAGAACACGUAGACGUGGAGCUGCUAUGAAGGGUGAAGAUCUACGGUAUGACAUAAUUUUGGAGUUUUCAGAGGCUAUCUUUGGAGCAGAAAAGGAAAUUGUUUUGUCUCAUUUGGAAACAUGUGAUAUCUGUGCUGGUAUGGGAUCAAAAAUUGGCUCCAAGAUGAGAAUAUGCUCAACUUGUGGUGGAAGAGGCCAAGUAAUGCGAACUGAGCAAACACCCUUUGGAAUGUUCUCUCAGGUCUCCAUUUGCCCAGCUUGUGGGGGAGAAGGUGAAAUUAUUUCAGAGUAUUGCUGGAAGUGUGCUGGAGAAGGUCGCAUACGAGUUAGAAAGGAUAUCAAAGUAAAAAUUCCACCAGGUGUUAGCAAAGGCAGUACUCUUCGUGUGAGGGAUGAAGGUGAUGCAGGACCAAAAGGGGGUCCACCAGGUGAUCUUUAUGUAUGCCUUGACAUUGAAGAAAUUUCUGAAAUUCAACGAGAUGGCAUUAACUUGUUCUCAACUGUUACCAUUGAUUUCAUUGAAGCCAUCUUAGGGACCACUGUUAAGGUCAAGACAGUUGAUGGGAUUGGUGAACUUCAGGUACCUCCUGGUACCCAACCUGGUGACGUGGUUGUUCUAGCAAAAAGAGGUGUCCCUAAGUUAAACAAGCCAUCAAUGCGCGGUGAUCAUUUAUUCAAUAUCAAAGUAACUAUACCAAGUCGUAUCAGUGGACAAGAACAAGAGUUGCUUGAAGAACUUGCAUCUUUGAGAAGUAAUUCUGUCCGCCGCCCAAGUUCUCACCCAAAUACAAAAACACAGAUUGAUACUACAAAAAGAAGUCAAAAGAGCAUGGAGGCACAGGAUUCAGAGCAAGAGCAAACAAGUCAAAAUGACUUUUGGCAGUCAUUAAAGGACUUUGCUGGCAUUUUGAACUAUUUCAAAAACUUCAUGGUUACAUGGAUCAUAUAUAUUCAGGUCUGUUGCUAAUGGAGCACUUAAAUGGCUAAAAGACAACCUUUAGCCGGAAAGCUACCCUCGCUGCUGACAAAAGAUGCUACCCCUUAUUUUGCAAGAUCAAGUCCGCACCAUGUACCCUCGAAAUUGCAUUUUUUUUUCAUAGCUACCAUCCUCAUUUACUGUCAGGCGCUAGUUGUUGUUGAUCGUCGUCGUCGUCUGACAAAGAUAGAUCAGGGGCGUAUAUCAAAUUCUUUUCAUCCCAUGUUUUCCAACCCCACUUUCAUGUACAGGAGAUAUCUGCAAUAUCAAGACAAAAGGAGUUGCACCUACAGUUUUUGUAAUUUGCACUGGUUGGGGGCAAGUGGAAGAGCUAAUAAAUGAUUCUUUCAUUCAUGUGGCCUCUCAUAUAACCAUGACACUGAUACUUCAAUUUCAAAAGCUCUAUAGUCUGUCUCAA